AUGACCGUAGGUAGGAGAUUUUUCAAUCGAGAAUCCUUGACCGAAUCUGGAAGUUGUGAGUCAACGGAUCCGAGUUCAAAGGAUUCUUCAACAACAGCUCUUAGUAAACAAACCACACGCUCUGCCAGAAUAUCGGAUGACGGCCAGGAAGUGGAAGAGGAAGAUAUCGUCACUGAAGCCGUACCAUGCGUUUCACAACCGGACGAAUUGCGAGAAAAGUUGCUCAGCGAUGCCGAUGCCCAGUAUCGUGUUGAUUUGGCCUAUCGCGACCGGUUACUCCAGGAUAGUUCGGACGAAGAUGUCAGAAGCGAUGUGGGCUCGAACGCGCCGCUAUCACAAAGUGACUCUGCCUUUGGCCCGCACGUUAAACAGGAAAACUCCGCUGACGGUUCCGAAUCUGUACAAGCGGACGAUGGAUCACAAUCGAACGGGAUAGUAGAAAGGAAAAAACAAGCCAAAUAUCACGGAGUUAGUCAAAGCCUAAUGCGGCGUGUUUGGUCCAGCUCGGAGGACGAAAGCCAAGGGUUUCAACCCAAACCCGAAAAUGUCGAGGUUAAGGAGUUGAAAAAGGAUGAGAAUACGACCCAAGAUACUAAGUCUGAUGAAGAAGUCGCUAACACGAGAAAAAAGCGAAGUCGGUCAAUCGAGGACUCUGAUUCCGUUUUGUCUUCAGAUGAAUCUGCUCGGGACGAUGUGAUUCCUCAAAAGAAGCAACGAAGGGCACCGUUGGAUGCAAAUGAAAAUUGUAGUACAAAUAAUAAACCACGAUCGCAGUCCGAGAAAUCUCAUGCAAGUGCACAGAGUGACGAGACUGAUGAAGACGAUACUGAUUCGGAUUCAAUCUCCACCAAGAGGCAAAAACGAAGACGUAAGACUAAAGGACCGCAGAAAGAGCGUGGUCACCGGCGGCGCGUUCGUCUCGAGGCUGGUUCAGACGAUGAUAAUUCAGACGAAAAUACAGGAGCUGUCUCCGAAUCCAGUCGGGAUCCAAACGAUCCGCAAGAGACUGGAUCCGAAUCUGGUUCUGAUGGUGGUAAAUCAGGAAGUCCAAAAGGUCGAAAACGGAUAAGGAAAAUAGUCGGGAAAGCCAAACUGUCCGCGACCACAAAGUCUGCCGAGGCAGAGGAGCGCGAGCGUAAAAAGCGACUGGCUGAACGUCAAAAGUUGUACAACGAUUGUUUGAUCCAAGAAGGUUUCGGAACUCAAUUGGUUACCAAGAAAUUAGUGCUCGAAAAAUCUGAGGAUGGUACCAAGGAUUUGGUUCAAGUCCAUCCGGAUCUAUUGAAACAUUUGAAACCGCAUCAAGUUGAGGCGGUUCAAUUUUUGUGGGAUUGUGUGAUCGAAUCGGUUGACAAUCAGGACGAGAAAAACGAACAAACCCGUGGUGCUAUCCUGGCCCACUGUAUGGGAUUGGGCAAAACCCUGUCCGUGAUCGCGUUCUUGCACACGCUCAUGUCCCAUCCGGACAUUAUACGAAUUCGAACCUGUCUUGUCAUCUGUCCCGUGAACACAUUGCUCAAUUGGAAAAACGAAUGGGAAAUUUGGUUACCGCCGAAUGAUCCGCUAGAUGUCUAUGAGUUGUCUGCCCGACCGGAGAAUCGACAACGUGUGGAUGUGAUAAAACAUUGGCACAAUCAGGGUGGUGUUCUGCUACUCGGUUACGAUAUGUUCCGCAAUUUCAUCAUUCGAUUUGCCAAACAAGUUCGGAGCAAAGCUAUGAAAGAAGCGAUCUCCAAAGCGCUACUGGACCCCGGCCCGGAUAUUAUCGUUUGCGAUGAGGGUCACGUUCUGAAAAACUGUAGAUCUGCCUUGGCCAAAGCUAUGUCCCAGGUGCGCACUCUCAAACAUCACGCUAUGGUCAAUUUCGUCAAACCAAAUCUGCUAGGAACGGCCAAAGAAUUUAACAAUCGUUUCGCCAAUCCUAUCCGAAACGGACAACACUCGAACUCCACACAAGCGGACGUGCAACUUAUGAAGAAACGUGCCCACGUGUUGUAUAAGACACUGGAUGGUUGUGUCCAGCGAAAGGACUAUGUGGCACUGACGGAGUAUCUUCCACCCCGUUAUGAGUAUGUGAUCAAAUGCCGACUGAGCACGGUGCAGCAAGAACUCUAUCGCCAUUUUUUACAGUAUCGUGAAGAGCGUGGAUUGAACGAUGCAGAUGAUGAGUUUGCUCCGAUACGCCGUAAGACACUGUUCACAGAUCAACAAGUUCUCUACCGAAUAUGGACACAUCCGUUUUUACUAUGCAGUCAUGAAACUCGUGAAGCGCGAAAGAUGCUUCUUGAAGAUGAUGAUGAAGAUGAUUUCAUCAAUGAUGACCCCACAUCAGAAAGCUCUUCAGAUAACCCAGGUGCCAACGAGUCUUCAAACUCUGCAGAGGAAGAUGCAGAUGAAGUCAUCCCCAGUACAUCGUCCGGCUUGACUCGUGCCCAAAGAUGCGCCCGUCGCGGUCCUCGAACGCGAUCCAGUGUCACAAAUGAUUUAAUUUGUAUGGAUGGGGACAGCGCCCGUGAAGAAAAUAAUUCCCAACUUAGUGGUGACGACGACGAUCGUGCUUUACCUGCCCGUGACUCGUGGUGGGCCGCUCACUAUCGCGAAGAAUACGAUUGGGAUGUGUCUGUCGGUGUCAAACUGGAUGUUUUGUUACGAAUACUGAAGAAAACGUGUGUUAUUGGUGACAAGCUCAUUAUUUUCACUCAGUCCUUACUAUCUUUGGAUUUGUUAGAACGAUUUCUGAGCGAGCUGCAUCGUCAAUAUUUGGCUUCCCAGGCGAGUUCUUUUUUCAGUUUUUUAGAUAAUACCAACUCACUAGCAUCAGGGCUAGCUCCGGAAAAGUCGAACAAAACAACAGAUGAUCGUGGACUGCUGGAACGACCCGAUCUGUCGGAGUAUUUUUCCGAUAUUGGCCCAAAUUCCUGGGUUCGAGGUGAGGAUUACGAGCGCAUGGAUGGAAGCACUCAUGCUGUCGUCCGAAAGGAGCUUCAGCGUCGAUUCAAUCGGGUAUCAAACACACGACUGCGUCUGUUCCUCAUUUCCACUCGUGCUGGUGGGCUGGGCAUUAAUUUAAUCGCAGCAAAUCGAAUAAUUCUAUUUGAUGCUUGUUGGAAUCCGAGCCACGAUAUACAGUCCAUCUUUCGAUGUUAUCGGUUCGGACAGACAAAACCGGUCUACAUAUAUCGACUUAUAGCCCAAGGUACCAUGGAGGAGAAAAUCUAUGACCGACAAGUCACCAAACAAUCUCUCUCGUUGCGAGUAAUUGAUGAACAGCAAAUUGAUCGCCAUUUCACAACCAACGAUUUGAAAGCACUAUAUACCUUCGAACCAGAUCUAUGGGAUCUGGCAACAGCAGAUCAACGUCCCACGCCCAAACUACCGAAAGAUCGUUUACUGGCAGACUUACUGUCCGAGAAUCCGAGUCUGAUUGUCAACUAUCACGAACAUGACUCGUUGUUGGAACAUAGAGAAGAUGAAGGCCUGACGGAGGAGCAACGCCAGGAAGCUUGGCGUGAGUACGAGGAGGAGAAACAGUAUGGUAUGUCGUUGGCUCAGCAUCAACGUCUGAUGCAACAGCAAGAGCUACAUGCUCGUAUGAUGCGUAUGCAGUUUCAACAGCAACAGUUAAUGCUUCAACAGCAGCAGCAGCAGUUGCAACAACAACCUCGUUUCCCAUUGAAUCCGUACCUUUAUCGGCCGACGGCACCAACAUACGGUACAUUUCAUCCAGCCAUCCGUAACGCUGGACCGAUGACGCCGGAACAAGGCAAUGGAAUGGUGAUGGGACCGCCUACUACACAACUAAACGGUAACAUGUAUGCCGAGCUGUACGAAUAUUUCCGCACCCAGUUACUCAGCGCUCGUCCAAGUCUGUCUGGCGACCCGGAGCAAUUGAAACGUCUUAUCAUGGGCAACAUGAUGGACCAUCUGGUUCGCACCAAAGCGCUUGAGCCUACCAAUUUACAAUCGACAAGUAAUGUCACUCCGACGACGCUCAAUCAACCGGGUGGUCCCUCGCAGUGA
Molecule: messenger RNA, 4020 nt
Organism: Echinostoma caproni
Lineage: Eukaryota; Metazoa; Platyhelminthes; Trematoda; Plagiorchiida; Echinostomatidae
Source: the annotation of a GenBank genome assembly